Molecule: messenger RNA, 597 nt
Organism: Sclerotinia sclerotiorum 1980 UF-70
Lineage: Eukaryota; Fungi; Ascomycota; Leotiomycetes; Helotiales; Sclerotiniaceae
Exons: 2
Coding region: 1-597 (198 amino acids)
Biological process (GO): ubiquinone biosynthetic process
Cellular component (GO): mitochondrion
Source: RefSeq, a predicted model, not a curated record
AUGGCUGUUAUUGGGUCGGGACCUGCGGGAUUUUAUACAUCUUAUAAGGUGAUGUCUAGGAUUGAGAAUUCAACUGUGGAUGUGUAUGAGCAUCUACCAGUGCCUUUUGGUUUGAAUUGUCAAGAUAAGUUCAACGAGGUAGCCGAAUCACCAGACUUUAAUUUCAUUGGGAAUAUAUCUAUAGGGGAUCAUGCUGGAGCUUUACCUCUUGCAUCGCUAUUGCCACAUUACGAUGCUAUAUUAUUUGCCUAUGGCGCAUCUCGAGACCGUACAUUAAAUAUACCAGGGGAGGAUAAUUUGAAGGGUAUAUAUUCGGCGCGGGCGUUUGUGGGAUGGUAUAAUGGAUUACCGGAAUAUGCAGAUCUCGAACCAGAUCUCACGCAAGGAGAUGAGGCUAUAAUUAUUGGGCAAGGAAAUGUAGCUUUGGAUGUUGCAAGAAUCUUAUUGCAGGACCCCGAUGUACUGCGGACAACCGAUAUCACAGAGAGAGCCAUUGACACUUUGCAAAAAAGUCGGGUCAGAAGAGUGAGGGUAGUGGGGAGGAGAGGUCCUUUGCAGGUUCGUUUUAUGGGCCUAAGUGGAGCCUAUUUAUGCUAA